Molecule: messenger RNA, 1870 nt
Organism: Phytophthora nicotianae INRA-310
Lineage: Eukaryota; Oomycota; Peronosporomycetes; Peronosporales; Peronosporaceae
Exons: 1
Coding region: 91-1545 (484 amino acids)
Biological process (GO): protein ubiquitination
Cellular component (GO): Cul4A-RING E3 ubiquitin ligase complex; membrane
Source: RefSeq, a predicted model, not a curated record
CUUUACGCUGUGCAUUUCGAUACAAAAGUUUCUGCGUGGCUGUCUGGCUGUCCCGCUCCAGCCCACUUCACAAUUUGCGGACUAUCCGCCAUGUCUAUCACGCCUAUCCAUUCGCGUAUAGCGCUCUCCCUCCUGGUGCUCAUAGCACUCGGUGCAGCGUUGCUUCCUACUGCGCUAGCUGCCAACAGCAAUAGCGGCAGCGGCGGCAGUGGCAGUGGCAGCGACGACGACGAUGGUGUGCCGAGUCUGUCCGAAAUGGACACCUACGACGCGCUGGCCAUCGCCUUCAUGGUAAUCGGACUGGCCGUGUCGUCCGCCGGUGGUGUGGGCGGCGGUGUCAUUAUGGUUCCGGCCAUGGUGCUCAUCAUGGGCUUCGACAUUAAACGCGCGACACCCAUUUCUAACGUGGCCAUCCUUGGUGGUGCCGUCGCCAAUGCGUGGUUUAACAUGCGCAAGCGCCACCCGAACGUCAAUCGACCGUUAAUUGACCCGGAGUUGGCUUUGGGCAUGAUCCCCGUCGUGAUUGGCGGUACAGUCUUGGGCGCCUUGAUCAACAAGCUCAUUCCGAGCUACGUGCUGUCGCUGUUGUUCGUCGUGGUGCUCAUCGUGGGCGGGUCGCGCACGAUGAAGAAGGGUAUCCGUUUGCACAAGAAGGAGGUUGCUGCGAGGAAAGAAGCCGAGGCUGCCUCCGGCGAAGUGACGACCGAUAUCCCCGCCAGUCCUGGCGCCUACGUCCAGGUCAGCACACCGCAGAUCUCCGGUAACGACGCGGAAGAGAAGCGGUUGAGCGUGUCGGUGACUGGCGGCGAUGCUGCUCCAUUGAAAUCAAUUGCAGGUGAUCAUGCAACCUCUGAUUCACUAGUCCAGAUCUUGGAGAGGGAACGACACUUUGCCUGGGGCCCGCACAUCGCCAUUAUGGUCUGCUACCUCGGUGUUGUGGCCGCCAGUAUUGGAGACGCGUCAGUGGACUGCGGAGGUGUUGCCUACUGGGUGAUCCUGCUGAUCGAGAUUCCGUGGGUCGCCGUGUUCGUCGUCUUCACGUCGCACUACCUGCACAAGGUGUACCUCCGCAAGAGUGCGGCCAACUACCAGUACGUGGACGGAGACAUUAAAUGGACGAAGAAGAUGGUGGUGUAUUUCCCCCUGGGCUGCGCAGUCGCCGGUAUCGUCGCGGGCAUGUUUGGCGUUGGUGGUGGUAUCAUUACGGGUCCUAUUAUGAUCGAACUGGGCAUCGUGCCGGAGGUCGCUUCCUCCACGACGGCGCUAAUGAUUCUGUAUUCAUCUGCUGCCGCUACUGCAAAAUUUGCUGUAUUCAAGAUGGUCGCAUGGGACUGGGCAUUGCUCCUGUGCGCGGUGGCAUUUGUGGUGACUUCUGCGUCGCAAGUGGUGAUCCUGGGCUUCGUUCGCCGCACAGGCCGACAGUCCAUUAUCGUAUUGUGCAUCGCUACGGCCGUGCUCAUCGGAGGCGUCAUUAUGACGUACCAGGCAAUCAAGACCACGGUCGACGAUGCUGGUGAUCACUUCUCCGCGGACAUUUGCAGCUAGAACGUGUAUGCGCACAAGUUCCAAGUGUCCUGUACUGAGAGCAAUACAAUUAAUAAUGAAAGGCGCAAUUUUCGUUUUGUUGCGAUGAAAUGCAAGAUGCGUGCGAUAGUUUCUGCACUAGGCGAUAGUGCUGCUACUCGCGUGCAAACGAACGCUAGUUGAAACUGUGCAAGCUUCGUCUCGCCGUUGGCGCCAACUCCGCGUCAAAGGGGCGACGAGAGUUGAAGUUAUCCUCCAACGGCGGAAAACUGGGACAGCUAGCGAAUAAUGGGAUCUAUUCCUGCUGUAUAUAUCUAAGAAAAAGGACGUUUUCAAGUUCACCGGC